CGGCCACCGCGCAGUCGAGUACGAGCAGUGUAGUAAUGUGCACCUGUUUUCUUACCACUCGCUCAGCUUAACUGGUUUCUGGCGUGUGUCUGUUGGGAGUGCGGUUAUGCGCCUUCGCCUUGCCUUCGUAGUGAUACCGUUAUAAGAAGCUACGGACUGUGGACUCUUGGCUCUUGAUCGUGUUGUUUCUGGCCUCUCGAAACGGUCGAUGGAAGGCAGUGGUUAAUGAUGCUGAGAUCGACGGCGAUGGAGUUUCGAUGGUCGUUGUGGUAUUCGUUCGGUGAGCCUUGAAAGUGUGUGACCUCCUCUCAUAAAUGCGAGAACAAAACAAAUGUCGUGUGGUGAAAUGAAGUGCUUGGAUUUGCUGGAUCAUAGCAAGCGAGUGACAAUCGAAGUUCGUCGCUUGGUAGGAUCAAAUUACCUCCUUUAGUACGCAAAAAUAAUAGAUUGCUUUAGUUUGGAACGUUUUCCAGGUGUGUCGAGAUAGUUUAUGGCGAAUGGUGGGAUUGCUAUAACGGAGGAAAUCCAAUCGUUUUAGGAUAUACGUUUUGAACAGUGGAACGAAACAGUUCAACAAAGAAAAAAAAAAUAAGAGUGAAACAUUCCACGGUUAUUUGAAAAGUUUGCAAGUGAAUUUUGUGUGAGAACAGAAAGAAGAUCAUCAUCAAAUAUUGCGUCUGAGUCGGACAGAGCCAACGUAUUUGUACUUUUUCUUCCCGGGAAGCCAAGCAAAGAUCGAGAUCAGUGCAUUUUAUUCCUGGUUCGGAGCGUCUAUGAACUAAGGAAUGUGAUCGACAGAAGGACGCCAAGAGCGGAACAGAUUCUACUAGGUGUAACAGUUUUUCAUUCGCUGCAUCCGACGAAACCAAUGGUGAGAAACGAAGCUUCCUGAGCAACUCGUUUGGAGAGCUAGAAACUAGAAGUUCUACUAGCCCCGCUGCCAUAUCCAAACCCUGAACGGUUUAUCCGAUUCGUACCUACUUCGAUGGUGAUAAAACGGGAUCAAUCUGUGGCUUCGUUCCGUGGUCUGGGGUUCGUGAGCAACGUGCGCUCUGGACGAGUGUUUUUGACCCCAACUUGACGUUUGCGGUUGUGUGGUGCGGUGUUGUGUGAUUUAUGAUAGAUUUUUUUUGUUGAUUCGCCUGAAGUACAACCACAUCCGAAGUGCAGUGCGGUUUUUAGGCCAAAACUCAGUGCUCUUUAUCCCAACAACGGAAUGAAGAAAACGCUUAUGUGCUGUUGUAUGAGUGUGUGUAUGUUUUUAUUAGUGGGCUCAAGAAGUGGGAAAUAGAAUCACACAAGGCAAUCUUGUAGCCGGAAUUCGUCUGACCCAUCAGUGUGAAUCGAAUAUAUAUGGACCAGAACUGAUGAUAUGGAUUGCAGCAUUCGGGCGGUAUAAAGGUGUUCCGUACGAAGAUCGUGGAGAAGGUGCCAACCGAGUUCCGGAAGAAGCGGCGAUGGUGAUGGUGUUACUGCUGCUGCCGUUGCUCCUGUUGGCAUGGUAACGACGAUCUGCUCAACUAUUGUUGAAACUCCAAACUACAGCCAACGAAAGUCAACAUUUACUACGUUGAAACCUACACAUAGAUAAAAUGGGCAACUCGGGUAGUAUGAACGGUUUGCCGGGCUACGAAGAUGCCUACCACCACACGCAGUACCAUCACCAGCAUCAUCAGCAGCAGCGGUAUCACGAGAUGCUCCGAAAUGGCGGCCACCAUAUGGCACAGCCCGGUUGGUUGGAAUCGUACCAGAGAGAUCUGCGAAAUGGUGGCGGAGGUCAUCGAACCUUCGAUAAUCGACACAACCACGAACCGUUGGGACACCGAGAAUCAACCAGCAGUGGACCUAGCUUACCACCUCCGAUGAAGGUUCUACCGGAUAUUCCCGGUCGGGUAGCGAAGUUACGUCCGACCAACAACGGGAAUAUACUCCAUUCCGGGGGUACGAUCAGUAAAAACAAUAACCUACAACGGUCCAAGAGUAUCUCUUCGCCGACAUACCAACAACAUCAGAAGCAAAGUUUUGACGAGGGGGCGGAAAAUGGUCUUCUGAACUCGUUGCCACCUCAAAUGCUGAUGACUCGUUCAAGAACCCAGGUCAAUAUGAUGCUGCCGUCCGGAAGACGUGAGUUCGACGGUUCACCCUUGCGAUCCCGAGGUUUCGUUGCCAACCAAAAGAAGCCAAGCUACGAUCAUGGAACGCUGAACUCUAAACGCUUCGGGUCCGAACCCGAUCUAAGGAUUUCCACGGGUAAGUCCGAACUGCAGGAUGAUUCGACCGCGGGUGGAGCUGCACAAGCUCACCGGAAUAGCAAACCAGCCCAAUCGAAGAUCAUCAAGGGUAAAAAUAAAAAGAAAGCACCGGUUCCACCAGUACUAGACAAGCGAGAACCGGAAGUUGUAGAAAAACAACGUAUCAUCGCGUACUCACCGCUGCGGAAAACAAAUUCCGAUGCAUCUUCGACGUUGCCGUCGUCGGAUAGUAAUAGCAACAAUCCAAGCCGUAAGCUGCGGCUUUUCAAGACACGUGCCGAAACGAAGAAAAAUCUUAACAUAACCAAGCUUCCGGAAGCUUCGGAUGCAAAAUACUCAUCGAAAAGCAAUGCUCAGAACAACACUCCCAUCAAGAUGCGAGUAUCGCCAACCAACAGCAGUACCUACAAAACCCCGGAACGCCGGGAAACAAACUUCAGCAUUGGCACCCUGGACAAACCGAAGUCACGACUGAACCCAACGUCAUUCUUCCGACGAGAAAAAACCUUUGACAUUGGAGUGCUGGAGCGCGAUCGGAUACUGCGUGCUGAGCAUGUGCCAGAAAUCAAACCGACCAUGUCGCCACCGAUUUCACGACGAAAAUCUAUCGUCAAGUCAUUGCUGGAAAAAGACAACGCCCAUCAACUGCAACAGCAACUGCAGCAUCAACAACUCGAUCGGGCUGCCUCCGCCGAAUCCAAGUACAAGUUGAAACUUCAGGAGGACAAACGAAAACAGUCCCAACAAUCGGCCCACGCUCCAGCCAUGACCGACUUCCAGAAGGAAUUACAGCUUGCCACUAGGAAGAAAUCGACUGCGGAUCCUAAAGUUACACAACCACCACCGAAAGCACCUUUGGGACAUCGUAAAAGUACGGAAGCGAAGCAAUCCACCAAAGCGGCGGACCAACCACAGGUAAAUAGUAUCAUAAUUUCCGUGGAGCCCAAAAUGGAAUCCGAACGAGAAGUGCACUCCCAAAGUCCACCACCGAUUCCUCCUCCUUUACCGAAGAGUAGCUUCUACUUUGGAAUGUCCACUCCGCAGGCAACCGAAAAGGAUCCUUCGAAAAUUUCACCGAUCAUUCUUCACAAGGCCAUGAUGAUCGAAACACGUGUCGACUCGGAUCCGAAUUCAUCCGAGGAUGAACAAUCUCCGAUUCAAAAUAACUAUCGAGAUAUAAUAAACGAAUCCGAAAUGGAUAAAACCCAACUGGACGUGAUCGAUCGGUUCGCGGCUAGCCUACUGAAUGGUUCUAAAUUUCAACCAUCAGGCUCGGACUCGGCUGCUUCCUCGGAGGUAGACAUCCGCACCAAUUCCGGUGACAUUGAGACCGAAGGUCAAGAGAUUUCACUCAAACUGCGACCCACGUUGCCCCGCAAACAGUUCGAUAUACCACGUUUUAGUCCGGCGGCGGCCUGGCGAUUGCUGACCACCGAGGACGACUUCGGGCGUGACUCCACCGAACUGUUUCCGUUCACGGAGAAAAAAACUGUGCUGCGUAGUUUGGAAACAGUUGACGCUGCUGCCGAGGAUCGAAUCGAGCGCAUCUAUCGGGAACCGAUUCCCGGCCUGCAAGACAACAAAAGUGGUGACAGUGGAAUCUCCGGUGAUGCCGGACUACCGGAUAUCGGUGAGGCACAAAUGACUUCCAGCAAGGAACGCGAUUCACCGGAAAGCUCACCCGUAGAUGACAACAACAGUGGAAAUAAUGGUUGGUCUUCGAAUGCGAUUCGACUGACACCGUGGACACCGCAGCAGGAUCUGGAGGAUGACGACGACACAACCGGAAGCUGCGACAAUCGACAGCUGAUGGAGGAAACUCCGCUCAGCGGUGGGCCGAACGAUUUUUCGAGCAAAGGUCACUUGUUCAGUUUGUCACUUCCGCGGGAAAGUCAUUUGACGAUUUAUCCGGGAAAUGGAAAUGCUGAAAAGGUUGAAAAGCACAUGUUCAACAGCCUGCAGAAACUGCGCAAAUCGGUUUCGGAUGCAUUCACCAGCGAUGCAGAUGUGAGCCCGCUCGAAAGUGGCGACAAUUGGUUUCUUUCACGAUUGGACACUCCAACGAUCAUCACCAAUACGUACGAGAAACGGCAGCUAAGUCCAGCGACACCGAAACAGAGCCCACCGGAGACACCGCCGAAUGGCAGCAAAAAAGACGAACUCGGUAAACCUGCAAAACAUUCCGCCAUUACGUAUGUUGUUAGCGGUAAACACAUGAUGUAUCUGCCGAAGGAAGCGACAAAGGUGAUCACGACUGGGAAGAACGACCAAAAUAAUAAUGUGCCAGAAAUGUCAACCACCGUGACCACUGUCAAGUCACAUUCGGAGAAGCGGAAAGAAACCAAGGAAAACAUGCAGGAUCCGGUUCCAGAUCCGGGCGAAAGUUUCCCGGUAAAGAUUAGCCAUCGCAAGAAUCAUCGGUUCACCUUCCAGAGUACAAUCCGACAAAUCGAGAAACGACGAGUCGCGGAAAAGUUGUCACGUGAAGCGGAAAUCAAAGAAGCCAUGCGAUUGAGUGAACUGGAGGCGAUGAGACGAGUCGAAGAGGAGUUCCAGAAGAAACGAGCCCGCGAGAAGGCUUCCAUCCGACACCAGCUGCGGCUGUUUACGAUGGAAGAAACUGGUCAACAGUACGAUGGAAACGAGGAAGAUGAGAACGCCGAGAUAACCAAACGCACUGAAAUGGAAGCAGAAGAUACAAUCCAGCUGCCAAAAUCCAAUGGAUUGUAUCGAAAGAAGGAAUCGACCCUGGAACGCUCAUCCUACAUGCAUGGACAGGCGCGACGUUUGGGGCAUUCACGUUUCAACGGCAACGGAACGGUCACCUUGGAGCGCAAGUUUUCCAACGGUAACCUUAUCAACGAUCACCACGAAGAGGAUUUCAAUAGUGACGACGAAGAGAACACGGGAAACAACAACCACAACAGCAACAACAACAACGAUGAUGAUGAUGACGUAGAUAGCAGCUUAGGCUACAUCGAUACCCGGACGCCGUACAUCUCACGAAUAAUCCAGGCCAAAAGUAGCAAGAGCUAUGGCGGAUUGAAGAAGUGACAUCACUACUAUCAAAACUGCCAUCUAGUCAUCGGAUGUGUGUAUGCGAGGGGCAGCGUGGAACCGCCCAGACGAAUUUUAUACAAUCUGCUCUGCAUAAGACUCAGUAGGAUAUCAACGUUAUCAAUCUUCCAACUUUGCGAUCCAAGUAUAACGAUCAUUCAGUCUAGCUGGUUUUGUUUAUAUUUUAACGAAAGCAAUUGUUAAAAAAAAACUAUUUUCUCCGAACCAUUAACAUCAACCUGCAUGUUAUUUAGUGUCUAAGGUGUACUAACAAGCGUAAAAAUGUUCAAUAAAUUUUCAAUUCUUUUAUA
Molecule: messenger RNA, 5620 nt
Organism: Malaya genurostris
Lineage: Eukaryota; Metazoa; Arthropoda; Insecta; Diptera; Culicidae
Exons: 7
Coding region: 1593-5306 (1237 amino acids)
Source: RefSeq, a predicted model, not a curated record